UCAUCCAUACAAAGGGCGUCUUAGUUCUCCUUUGAUCCCGGCUUGGUACGCACGUCUUCCCUCGCACAGCGCCGAAGUACGAAGGCUAGCCGACUGGAUACAUCUCGAGUGGGCCGACUCUCUCCGAGAUUUGGUGUAUCGUGACGAUUACCUGUCGUUUAGUCGGCCCUCCAAGCUCGACGCUCGCUCACGGACUAAUCUUCGAAGAUCCUCGGGAGGAUGUAUCGUUUACUCGUCGGUUGCAUCGCGUUACUUAGCGUACACGGAGAUCGGCCGUUCGUCUCGGCGCCGCCUCCGCCGGACAACUUCCCCGACACGUUGUCGUCCACCGACAGGAAUUUGUACGGUGCGCAGGACGCGUCUACGAGCGUCAAUAAUCCAGAAUCCGGCUGUCCGUGCUUGACAUCGGUCAAUAGCACGGCGAUCCCCGGACAAUCGACGAUGCAGCAUCUCGAGCAAUUCUACAGCCGGAACGUGAUGGUGCACGGCAUGAUGUGCACAUGCAACGUCGGCCUGCGCGGCGCCCCGAUGAGGGACGAUUAUCAUUACUCCGUGGGUAUUGGCGCGCACAAGCUGCACACGAGAGCCGUCGCGUGGAACGACGCGAGGAAGGUCUGCAAUGAGGAAGGGGGUCACCUCGCGAUCAUUAAUUCCGUCGCGGAGGCGCAUAUAUUACUGGAGAUUUUUAACCACUCCGGACCGAUCAAAGGUGCGGUGUAUCCCGACGAGGCCUUUCUAGGCACGCAUGACCUUUAUAGAGAAGGUGAUUGGGUCACGGUGUUAGGAGAUUCGCUGGCGAAAACCGGUUACACAAGGUGGAGCGAUAAGUGGGGCGGGCAGCCCGACAAUGGAGGCGGCAAACAACACUGCGGCGCUUUAAUGAAAGAGGGUGGCAUGGACGACGUCGCGUGCGACGUGCCGUUUCCAUUUCUCUGCGAACUGCCGCUGAUGCAGGUCCUCCAGUGAGAACGAAAUCUCGCGGAGGAUUCGUCAUCGGGCGAUGCCGAGUGAUAUUUAUGGUCUCGAUUUCGCCGCGAUCUCGGUCAAACCACCUCACGAAAUAGAGGAGCGCGCGGAAAAUGGGGGGGCGGAACUAAUUUCGAAUUUCGUAUCAUAUUCGAGCUACGAAUUAUAGCCAUCGAGAGAGAAACCGCAUGGUGGCCGGUAAUUGCUAUCUUUGUAUUACAUCAAAUUUGCCGGAAUAUUAACGCGAAUGAUAAUGUAAUCCACUCAAAUGGUUACCGAUGCGACGGACAUGUAAUUUCACGAAUAUUAUCGUUUGCAGUAGUAUUGCGUGCGAUUUAUAUUCAUUCAUAUAACAACGUCGCUCGUGCAUCGUAGAUGCGUUAGUCGAUCUUUACUCGAUCCAAUUUUUCGCGCUGCUCGAGCGCCACGAGUAUGUGUAAC
Molecule: messenger RNA, 1407 nt
Organism: Dinoponera quadriceps
Lineage: Eukaryota; Metazoa; Arthropoda; Insecta; Hymenoptera; Formicidae
Product: hemolymph lipopolysaccharide-binding protein-like
Exons: 3
Coding region: 220-966 (248 amino acids)
Source: RefSeq, a predicted model, not a curated record